Messenger RNA from Linum tenue, 688 nucleotides. NCBI's taxonomy places the organism in Eukaryota, Viridiplantae, Streptophyta, Magnoliopsida, Malpighiales, Linaceae. The record is from the annotation of a GenBank genome assembly.
ACCCACCCUAGCGAACGCCGUUAGUAACUACAUUUCAUAUAUCCCCAAGGGGCCUGUGUUCAUCGGCACGAAGCGCGAAGAUGCAGAUAUUCGUGAAAACCCUAACCGGGAAAACCAUCACUCUCGAGGUCGAGAGCAGUGAUACCAUUGACAAUGUCAAGGCUAAGAUCCAAGAUAAGGAAGGGAUUCCUCCGGAUCAGCAGCGAUUGAUCUUUGCAGGAAAGCAGCUUGAAGACGGCCGAACCCUCGCUGAUUACAACAUCCAGAAAGAGUCUACUCUUCAUCUGGUACUGAGGCUCAGGGGAGGAAUCAUCGAGCCCUCUCUAAUGGCUUUGGCUCGCAAGUACAAUCAGGAGAAGAUGAUUUGCCGCAAGUGCUACGCCCGCCUCCAUCCCAGAGCUGUAAACUGCCGUAAGAAGAAGUGUGGGCACAGCAAUCAGUUGAGGCCUAAGAAGAAGAUCAAGUAGACUCUGAAUCUGAUGGAGAGGUUGCUGAUCUGCUGCGGUAGUGCUUGUGUUCUUGGCCUUUCAUUUUUUGCUUGUUUAGCUGUGUUGUUGAAGUAGCAUGAAUACAGAACUAUGAGCAAUUUUUUUUUUUUGUAAACAACGGAAUCUCCAGUUUCUCCAAUAUGUUUUAUCAUCCAAUCUCUUGCUACCAAAUCUAACAGUGAGCAAAUUGACCCCCCAAA